AUGGCGUCGAAAAACACUAGCGUUGCAGCUGACCUAAAGGGUGGCAAGGUGAAUUUUGACUAUUUGAAGAAGAACAACAUGGACAUUGCGGAUUUGGUCAAGAUGGCUCGAAAGGGCAAGGAAGCCGCUGCAGACGAUGAAAGUGACGAGAGCUAUUAUGAAGAAAUCAUCGAGGAAGAAGUGAUUGAAGACGAUAUGGUGCUGUGGAAGAGAACCGCCAACAUGCCAUCGAAUUUUCAGAUUCCUCAGUUCCAAGCCAAGAAAUCUGCAUCACCGCCAAAACCACCCAAAAAGAAGAAGAAAAAGAAAAAAGAAAUUGAUGGUUCCAAAUUGCUGCUCUUGCAGUCUGCAGAGCAAAAAUUGACGGAUGCUAGCAAAAAAUUUCGGGAAGCUCUUCAAGAAGGAGCAGCCAUUGUCUCUCUUUUAGAAUUUAUGCUGGCGGAUGUUGACUGGGACGACGACGAAAUCGAAGAAGUCGAUGGUGAUACCUGGGAAACUCGCUCUACCUUUGUCAGUACCAGUGCCGAGGCCAAAAGCAUUAUUGAUCGAUUGGAAUCGGCGAAACAUGAGUUGAUGGGGACAAGAAAUAAACAAACAGCUCCACCACCAGCACCUGCUCCUUCUAAACCAGCCCCACCACCUGCUCCUUCUAAACCAGCCCCAGCACCUGCUCCUGUUACCAGGGCGGCAUCUGCCCCAUCAACAAUAAAACAACAACAGAAACCAGCCACCCGGCCUUUGUUGGGAAGCCAUCGUGAACCCAGUUUUAGGGCACCUGAUUUGGCUACACUGGAUGAAGAAGAGACAGAACACCAAAGUACAGCCAGCAGCAGUAGUGCCAGUGCGGGUAGUGGAGGUCCUCCUCCACCACCACCACCUCCGGCUAGUACAAAGAAAAAUAAUGACCUGGAAAAGGCCAAGAGUGAAAUGCUUAAAUUUGCCCAAGAGGGCAAGAAACUGGCAAACAAGUUGACAUCGCCCUUGAAGACCACAUCCAGUGCCAGUGACGAAAUGGCAAAAGCCAAAGCUUCCAUGAUGGCAUUUGCCAAAGAAGGGGCUGCUCUCGCUGAUAAUCUUUUAGAGUCUCGGUCGGAUCAUCGUCCAAUGACAAAGAAAACGACUCCUCAACAAGCGGCUGUUGCAGCGAGCAACGUCGAAGUGAUGCUGCAUGAACCCAAAAAGGAGGAAAAAGAAGAACCUAAAGUUGAGGAAGCAAAGAUUCCUCCUCCUCCGCCACCACCCGAAGAACCAGCCAAGGCCGAAGAAUCAAAGGACAAGAGUCAACAACCUGUCGAAACCAAAGAUGCAUCAGCUAUAUCAGGAGAAACCCCACAACUGCCACUUUCACCACGCGAUAUUCAAAAGAAGGAAAUGAAUGAAGCCAAGAAAAUGUUCUUGGAUGCAGCCACGCAGGGUGCUUCCUUGGUGACGGCAUUGGAAACCAAAAUUGUCGAACAGGAGGCUGCCGAAACCGAAAAACAAGCUGAUCCCAAUGACAACACGGGCAAUAAGGACGCUGCGGAGAAUGACAACAACAAUACAGAACAUGUCGGUCAAGCCGAGGUAGCUCAGGCUCGUGAUUCCUUUAUGCGGCUGGCGCAGCAGGGAGUCGAUUUGGUCAAUCAACUGGAAAAGAAGAUAUCCACGCCCGUAGCUGCUACUGAUGCAGAACAAACGGCAAUAGAUGCCAGCGAACGUGACGAGGCAAUCAAGAAGGAGCUCACCAAAGCAGGAGACUUCUUCUUGGAAACGGCCAAGGAAGGAGCUCAACUGGUGCAAAAGUUGGAAACCAAACUGGAGGAGACUGCACAUGGGAAGGAAACGAGCGAUACAACUGAUAGUGCGGGGCAUGAUUUGGAGCUAGCGAACAAACGAACUUCAUUUUUGGCUGCCGCGGAGGAAGGUGCUAAACUGGUGGCCCAAUUGGAGGACAAAAUAUCUCAUGCAACUGUCGAAGCAGGGCAGACUACUACCGAACAAUCUGAAGAAACUACCGCGAAACCAGAAAACGAUGAGGCAAAGGCAGCUGCAGAGGAUGCAUCCAGCCCUCCAGACGCGGUAGCUUCUACCGAACAAUCUACAGAAUCCCCCGCGAAACCAGAAAGCGAGUCGGAGGCUGCUACUACUACUACUGAGCAAGCUGCAGAAACCGCCGCGAAACCAGAAAAUGAAUCGGCAACGGAAAAUGGUGCAACCGCCCCUCCAGAUGAAGUAUCUUCGAAGGCAGCCGAUGAAAUAAAUUCAGCGGAGACUCUAUCCGCGGAACCCACCGCUGCUCCAUCCCAGGAGAACGAAACCAAGCCAUCCGAACCAACAGCAGGAGAGGAGGCCGAGGUGGCAACGACCGAGAAACCGACGGCGCCACCGACGGACCAAGAUGGAGCCAGUUCUAGCGAACAGACAGGUGCCGCCGAUGGAUCAACCGAGCUGGACAACAAGGAGGCGUCCGGAGAAAACGAUGAGGCGAAGGCAGACCCCAAUGGAGAGACUCCAGUUGAAACAAAGGACAAAACAGAAGCCGGCACCGGAGAAGCUGCGAAAUCGGAGGAAGCCGACAAAACAGGUGAUGCAGAGGAAAAAGCGACGCCUUCUGAAGAAGGUGUAGCAGGAGAAAAAAACCAAGAAGAAUCACUCCCAUCCAAGGACACGGCUGAAGAAGGCAAAGACAACGGAUCAGAAGAACCGGGAGCCCAGGAUAGUGUAGAAAAAGAAGCAGAGCUGUCACCAGAAGAGCAAAAGAGAAAAGCCGAAGAAGCAAGGGAGCGUCUCGCGCGAGAACGACUCCUAGCAUUUUAUCGCCGCUUCAAUCCGAACUUGGCACCAAAAGUCGACAAGAUUAUGGAAACCUACAAAGGUCGCAUAGAUGAGCUCAAUGACAAAAUGAAGAAGAAAUAUGGUGAGGGAUUCAUGCCAGAGUCGCAGUCGCAAGACAAGAACAAAGCCGAGUCAAAGGAUGAUAGCAAGGGCGAUGCAGAAGGCGGUGGCGACGAUAAGAGAGGGUCUGUCAAAGUGAGCUCGGCAGAUAUUCUGGCUCUUCGGGCAAAUGCAACAGAUUCAUUCGACAGUGCAUUCGACAGUGUAGAGGGUGAUGAUGCAGGGAAGACCCAACCGACAACCUCGGAACCAACAGCUGAUUCGACAAGUGGCGCCGCUAGCGAAGCAAACACCGGCACCCCCGAAGGUGUUGCUGGAGGCGAUGGUGAAGACGGCAAACAUCCCGAGAACGGCGACACAGUACAGCAACCUGCUGCAGAAAAAUCUGCCGAGGCAGCAAUCAGCGCAAAGGAUGAUCUGGAUAAGGCGAAGCAAUCAUUUCUGGCUGCUGCACAAGAAGGGGCAUCAAUGAUAUCACAACUAGAGAAGAAACUCGAAACAGACCAGGAGCCCAAAGAGGAUGGUACGAAAGUUAACACGGAAGCCGAGGGCGAGAUGGAAAACAAUGGCGUCAAAGAGGAAGGACUUAUGACUAAGGCGCGGCAGUCAUUCCUAGCUGCUGCAAAGGAAGGGGCCGCCUUGGUAGCAAUGUUGGAAGACCAGGGCCAAAAAGACAAACCAACAAAAGAAGAGACGGAUGUUCUCCACACUAGCAAGAGCUUCAUGGAUGCAGCUUUUCUUGUCGAUAAAUUGGACAAGUCAGCCAAACGCAGCUCCGUUGUUUCAGUCAAGGAAGUUGCAGAGGAAGUGGAGCUUGUGGAAGAGGAAGUCGUCGAAGAUGAAGUGGAGGCUGCGAAGAAGGCAUUGUUGCAGUUUGCGAAGGAGGGCGCUUCAUUAGUGUCCAAGCUGGAAAGCAAGUUCUCUGCUGACGAGAAGGCCGAGGAAGACGAAGAGAUCAUUGAGGAAGUCGUUGAGAGUGAUGACGAGCGAGCAGACUUUCUUCAAUCUGCUAAAGCAGACUUUCUGGCGUUUUCCAAAGGCUUGGACAAGAAGCUGUAG
Messenger RNA from Seminavis robusta, 3933 nucleotides. NCBI's taxonomy places the organism in Eukaryota, Bacillariophyta, Bacillariophyceae, Naviculales, Naviculaceae. The record is from the annotation of a GenBank genome assembly.